CUCCUCGCUUCUAAUAGCACACAAGUCCUACUCAUGUAACUAUAUAUAUAUAUAUAUAAAGCGGCAACAGUGAAGAGAAAAAUGAAGGUGAAAAAAAGAAAGGAGUAGGCAUUAUGAUGCUCUCUUUGGCCAUCGUAGGGUUUUGCACUUCGGUUCUAUUUUGUUACAUAAUUGCAUGGUUGAAAACUAAGAGGAUCAGAGAGGCUUUUAGGGAGCAAGGGAUCGAGGGGCCGCCGCCGUCGUUCGUCUCCGGUAAUCUACGGGAGAUGACAAGGAGGAGCCCGUGGCCGGCGACGGCGGCGACGGUGGCGAAGGGGCGAGGUUUUGUCGACUAUUCGCAAGCUCUCUUUCCUUAUUUCACUCAAUGGAGCAAAGAUUAUGGGCCAACAUAUUUAUACUGGAUGGAGAGGAGACCUGCAUUGUAUGUGACAGAUCCUGGUCUAAUUAAGGACAUAAGCUUGUGCGUAUCAUUGGAUCUGGGAAAGCCAAGGCACCAUCAGAAGGGGCAAGAGCCCUUGUUUGGUCAGGGUAUUUUAAAGUCAAAUGGACCGGUUUGGGUCCACCAGAGAAAGAAAAUUGCACCAGAGUUUUACAUGGAUAAAGUGAAAGUGCGUGUGUACUUACUCAUUUCUUUGCCUGAGAUACAGGGUGGUAAUGUGGGUCGUGCCGGGCCAACACAGCCCACAUUCACUCAUGGCCGGUCGGGACCGGAGGCGACCUGGCACGGCACGAAUCCUUAUCCACACCGUGCGGUGCCAUGUCUGGUCCCGACACGGUUCCUGGCCCAGGCCCGUUUAGGUUGGGCCUAG
Ananas comosus (pineapple) is the source of this 809-nucleotide messenger RNA. RefSeq names its product cytochrome P450 714D1-like. Bases 114 to 809 code for a protein of 231 amino acids. The transcript has 2 exons. Gene Ontology annotation, molecular function: monooxygenase activity; iron ion binding; heme binding. NCBI's taxonomy places the organism in Eukaryota, Viridiplantae, Streptophyta, Magnoliopsida, Poales, Bromeliaceae. The record is from RefSeq and is a predicted model, not a curated record.